AUGUACGCGAAUGAGACCAACUCGUACGACUUGUUGGUGCUUAGGCUCAAGCUAACCAGCUCUUUUCCUCCCAUUGCGCUCGCAAAGGCCGACAACUCGGAUAUCACUGCUGGUGGCAACACGACAGUCACGGAUUGGGGUGUUACUUUUCUCAAGGUGGCAACCUAUCGACCAUAUUACUUCGUAUCGACGUGUCCAUGGGUGAUUUCGAGUGGCUCGUUUAUUACGGAAAAGUCAAGUGACGACGUGCUCAUUGGCGUCGUGAAUUGUAACAAUGAAUGCCGAUACUGA
Peronospora farinosa is the source of this 291-nucleotide messenger RNA. NCBI's taxonomy places the organism in Eukaryota, Oomycota, Peronosporomycetes, Peronosporales, Peronosporaceae. The record is from the annotation of a GenBank genome assembly.